GACCAUGAAGUAAGUACCAAGCACCAAAGACGGCACUCCGCUUCGAAUUCAUCACUAUAUAUACUCGACACAUUACCCAUCGCAUGUAUCAACGGUUAUCAUUCAGACCACGAUGCCUUCCACUUUCACCCAUGAGUUCAACCAUCCCACUUUCAAGGGGAACGUCUCGUUCAGCACUGGCAUUUUUAUCAACGGCCAGUUUGUCGACGGUUCUGAUAACACCACGAUCGACUAAUGGGAAGGUCCUCACUAAAAUAUCAGAAGCAACAGCAAAUGACGUCGACAUCGCAGUUGAAGCAGCCCAAAAGGCCUAUGACACAGUUUGGGGAUUGAACGCACCAGGAGCUUUGCGUAGCAAACUCCUCACAAAGCUUUCAUUGCUUAUGGCCGAACAUGCGGAUGAACUUGCAGCCAUCGAGGCUCUUGAUAACGGCAAGACUUUUGGCUGGGCACGGAACGCUGAUGUCGCAGGGUCCAUCGACUGUAUUCGGUACUAUGGAGGAUGGGCAGACAAAAUUUCAGGACAAACCAUCGAGACCACCGAAAAAAAGCUCGUCUACACACGCCAUGAACCAAUGGGCGUUGUCGGUCAAAUCAUCCCAUGGAAUUUCCCAUUAUUGAUGCUUUCAUGGAAACUCGGCCCCGCCCUUGCGACAGGAAACACGAUUAUUUUGAAGCCCUCUGAGUUUACGCCCCUAACCGCCAUUCGGAUGUGUCAGCUCAUCAAUGAAGCAGGCUUUCCCCCGGGUGUCGUUAACAUACUCACAGGAUAUGGUCACACCGUCGGUAACGCCAUAUCGUCGCACAUGAAAAUCGAAAAGGUGGCUUUCACGGGUAGCACGCUUGUGGGUCGCAAGAUCAUGGAGGCUGCAUCGAAGAGUAACCUGAAGAACGUUACGCUCGAACUUGGUGGAAAGAGUCCAAACAUCAUAUUUGACGACGCCGAUUUGGAUCAGGCCGUCAACUGGGCAGCGUUUGGUAUAUUCUGGAAUCAUGGUCAGACAUGUUGCGCAGGUUCACGGAUCUUCGUUCAUGCGAAAGUCUACGACGAGUUUUUGGCUCGAUUCACCGCAAAGACGCAGUCCCUGAAGGUUGGCGAUCCCUUCUUACGUGAGACUUUCCAGGGCCCACAGGUAUCAGAAGUCCAGUACAACCGUAUCAUGAGUUAUAUCAAUUCUGGAAAGCAAGAAGGUGCUACGGUGCAUAGUGGUGGAGAGCGCCACGGCACCGAAGGUUUUUUCAUUCAGCCAACCAUCUUCACAAACACGAAGCCUGAUAUGAAGAUCGUGCAAGAAGAAAUAUUCGGACCUGUGGGCGUUGUGAUCAAAUUUGAAGACGACGAAGACGUGGUGCGCCAAGCAAAUGAUACGGUGUACGGGCUUGCUGCCGCACUGUUCACCACGAACCUGAACCGGGCUAUUUCUGUGGCACACAAACUUAAGGCUGGUACAACGUGGAUCAAUUGUGUGAAUCAGUUGCAUUCGAACGUGCCAUUCGGAGGCUUCAAACAGAGUGGUAUUGGCCGUGAACUUGGAGAGUAUGCACUGCACAACUAUUCCAACGUCAAAGCGGUGCACAUCAACCUUGGUCACGAGAUGACGCUGAAUGCUAUGGGUUAAUUUAGGAGUGGAAGAAGUUUUAUGAAGUCAAAUAUAUGUAUGAUCGUCAUCGUCGAUAUCAUAUCCAUUGUAUCAUGUACAUUUCAUGCUAUAUCGUUUUAUGCGAGUCCUAUGCGACAGACCAGACAUU
Molecule: messenger RNA, 1749 nt
Organism: Serpula lacrymans var. lacrymans S7.9
Lineage: Eukaryota; Fungi; Basidiomycota; Agaricomycetes; Boletales; Serpulaceae
Product: putative 1-pyrroline-5-carboxylate dehydrogenase
Exons: 9
Coding region: 84-1619 (511 amino acids)
Molecular function (GO): aldehyde dehydrogenase (NAD+) activity
Source: RefSeq, a predicted model, not a curated record